Molecule: messenger RNA, 2748 nt
Organism: Acanthochromis polyacanthus (spiny chromis)
Lineage: Eukaryota; Metazoa; Chordata; Actinopteri; Pomacentridae
Gene: bcl6b
Product: BCL6B transcription repressor
Exons: 12
Coding region: 223-1830 (535 amino acids)
Biological process (GO): regulation of transcription by RNA polymerase II
Cellular component (GO): nucleus
Molecular function (GO): DNA-binding transcription factor activity, RNA polymerase II-specific; protein binding; RNA polymerase II cis-regulatory region sequence-specific DNA binding
Source: RefSeq, a predicted model, not a curated record
UCUCCCUCACAGUGCUGCUCAGAGCCAGUGGAGGCUGUGGGGGAUCCCUGCUCCACGUCUUUGACUGCAGACUGAACACUGAGCCCAGUGGGUUGACGUCAGUGCAGCACACGGUAGUUCUCGUCCCUGCUGGUCGGGGUACGAGUAGGGAGCUGGUCUCACCUAACAGAUGUGUCUGGGACACUCCAAUAUAUUUAUUCUAUCCGUUACAUACAGACCCAAAUGAUGGAAGUGUUGGAAGGACACAGAGCGGACAGAGGGCAGGCGAUGAGGGCCCCAGCUGAUGGAUACGUGAAGGAAUUCACUCGCCACUCCAACGAUGUGCUGCUGAACCUGAAUGAACUCCGGCAUCGAAGCAUCCUGACUGACACCACCCUGGUUAUCGGCAACGUGCAUCUGCAGGCGCAUUGUGCCGUGCUCGUGGCUUGCAGUGGGUUCUUCUACUCGCUGUACUCCCACCGUGUGAUGCUUCAGGGGCGUGGUGGCGGCAGGGAGCAGCUCAUAACCGUGUCUCUUCCCAGUACCUUGGAUCCAUCCAGCGUCUCCCUGCUGCUCGACUUCAUGUACACCUCCCGCCUCCCUCUGACACCCAGUGUUGUCUCCGGAGUGCUGGCUGUUGCCACCUACUUGCAGAUGGACCACGUGGCCGAUACCUGCCGGGACUUCAUGCAGCUGCACAGCAUGAAUAGCAUGAGUGCGAGACACCCUCAGCUGGAGCUGGACUCCAGGGUGUCUGUAGCCUCUGUAGCCCCCAAAGAAGGGGACCUGUAUAAUCCAGGACCCCAGAGAUCACUCCCAACAGGUGGGAUGACCAGGAUCCCUGCGAUGGCUGGGGACUCUUUCAAGCCAGGGGCUUUCCUGACCUGCCAGCCCAGGUCAAAAGAGCUAAAAGGAGAGCCUGAGUCACCCACCAUGGGCACUUCAUCUCCAAACAGCCCCGCCCGCUCAAGCUGCCAACCGAACUCUCCCGCUGAGUCCAACACCUGCAACAAAAACCUUGUGAAUGACACCAAAGCCACACCAGACCCAAAGGCCUGCAACUGGAAGAAAUACAAGUACAUUGUUCUCAAUCCUCUCUGUGCUGCCACUACGGUGAAAGAAGAGGAAGGGGAGGAACCCCAAAGUCGAGCAUCACCCACUGCAGACAGCAUGGGCUCGAUCCCAAAAGCACCAACAGAGGCGUGGUCUGGAGAAGUGCCUGGUCAGAUUGAUAGACAGGGGCAGGCCUCCUGCUACGAGGGUUCUGGCCGAGCCCCUCCCCUCGGGCCACCUCCCUCUGUGGACCAGCCAACAGUGCCUCCCUCCUACAAGGAAGGGCCAGAAGCUGCUAACCACAACCAAAAUCCAAUCAAGCGUGAGAACUACUAUGUGCCCUACUGUUAUUCUGGAAACCUGCAAGGAACCAAGUCUGUCUGCUCAGGUGACAAACCGUACCGCUGUAACGUGUGUGGAGCUCAGUUCAACCGACCCGCCAACCUGAAGACUCACUCCCGCAUUCACUCUGGAGAGAAACCUUACCGCUGUGACACCUGUGGAGCGCGAUUUGUUCAGGUUGCCCACCUGAGGGCCCACGUUUUGAUCCAUACAGGGGAAAAACCUUAUCCCUGCCACACCUGUGGAACCCGGUUCCGCCACCUGCAGACCCUGAAGAGCCAUUUGCGCAUCCACACCGGAGAGAAGCCUUACACUUGUGAGAAGUGUGACCUGCAUUUCCGACACAAGAGUCAGCUGCGUCUACAUCUGCGCCAGAAACACGGAGCGGUCACCAACACCAAAAUCUGCUACAAGGUGCUGACUGAGCCCUACCAGCCUAUCCUGCAGGUCUGCUGAAGAAGAAGACUUUUGUUUAGUAAUCACACCUGGCCCAUUGUUCAGUGUGUUGUCUGAAUAUUACCUAAAUCUGUGAAUUUUUGUGAGUUAAUUCAUUUGCAAUACAGUUCUGCUUGCAUGAGGAGAAGCAGUUUUAAAUUAUUAGCACUUGGUUUGUUCAUGAAGGUGGUAUUUUAUGACUUUUAAACACACUGAUUAAAGGGACAGAGUUUGAUAUUAAACCAAAAGUUAAAAUAGAUUACAUUUGAAGAAAGAAAGGCAUUUUCAUGUAACUCAUAGUGUAUUGUUGGAUGAGAUUUGGGCCUUGAUGUGAAGAUACCAAAAGACUGCAUUAUUAGUAUGAAUUUUACAGGUUAAUUAGAAAUCCUCUGGUGGAUUGUCUGAGAUGGAGAUAAAAGUUGAUUCAAGAAAGUGUUUUUGAAGGUUUGUGAAGGGACAUAAAGAAGGUGAUAGGGCAUGGAAAAAUACAGUUUGUGUACAAUGAAUGUGGAAGUAAUGUGAGCAUGUGAACAGUCUGAAAGAAAGAAAAAGCAGGUUUUAUGAAGGGGAAGUGGUAAAGUUUGAGGUGAAUAAAAAAUAACAUGGAUUUUAAGUCUGGCAAAGCACUUCGUUAGUGUUAAAUUUUGGGAAUUUUCUUCUUAAACGCGUAUUUAACUCAGAUUUAUCUUAACUUUAUGGCCCGGUGCCUGUGUGUGUUUUUUGCAGUAAUAUCUGCUUUAACAGUCCAAGCAGGAAAAGGACUUAGAUGUCUUGUUCUAAAUAUAAAAUGUAGAAAUCAAAUAGUGUUUAUAACAAAAGACAUAUAAAGAAGACAACUGAAAUCAAUUGAAAGGGUGAUGUGAAAUUUGUAUGUGUAUGAGUUAAUUUGCUGGACAAAGAUGGUUUUGUACAAUUUAAAUUAAAUCAUUUUUAAAUCAA